AAUUAGUUGUUCUUGUUAUGAGAGGGUGAGAAGAUAAAAAGAUCAUAAAACCCACAUAACAACAACGAAGCAUAGAAGAAGAACCAUGACGGUGACUCCAUCAACGACCGUGUUUCGAUGCUUAUUAUCGAGUCCUGCUCUUUCUUCUCACUCUCACAAUCUUCCACUCACUCUCCCCUUCCACCGCACCCCACUCUUCCGCUCUCUCCUCCUCCCUUCUCGCCGCCGCACACUCUGCCCCGCACUAGCCGCCGCCAACAACAAGAACAAGAGCAACAAAAACAAGAAAAAGUUGUUACGUGAUCAUGGUACAAAGGGUAAUGAUGAGGAUGAGGAGGAGGAUGCUUUUGAGUUGCUGUUCAAGCAACUCGAAGAGGAUCUCAAAAAGGAUAAUUUGUUGAAAGGUGGUAGCAAUGAUGAUGAUGAUGAUGAGAUAACUGAAGAGGAACUUGCUUUGUUAGAACGUGAGUUGGAAGGUGCAUUGGGGGAAUUUGAUGCCGAAACGUUAAAUCCAGAUGUAAUUCAUGCUGAAACUGAUGCUAGUGAUAGUGAAGAAGAACAAGAAGAAGAAGAUGAUGAAGAAGACGGUGUGCCUAUGCUUAGAACUUGGCAAAUGAAGAAAUUGGCUAGGGCUUUGAAGGCUGGCCGCAGAAAAACAAGUAUAAAAAAUCUUGCUGCUGAGCUUUGUCUUGAUAGGGCUUUUGUUAUUGAAUUGCUCCGCAACCCUCCUCCGAAUCUUUUGAUGAUGAGUUUAUCAAUAUCUGAUGAACCUACACCAAAAGAAAUAUCCGUUGAGACUAAACCUAGAGAGAUUGUUCUCGAAGAAACAAGAACAGAUCCUGUGGAAGCUGGAAACAAGGCUAACGUACCAGUUCAUGUCAUGCAACAAAAAUGGUCUGCACAAAAGAGAUUGAAAAGGGCCCAAGUUGACACACUUGAAAAAGUUUAUAGGAGAUCAAAGCGACCCACUAAUGCAAUGAUAAGUAGUAUAGUGCAUGUAACCAACAUUCCUCGGAGAAGAGUUGUUAAGUGGUUUGAAGACAAACGUGCUGAGGAGGGUGUUCCAGAGAAUCGUGUUCCUUACCAGCGCUCUGUAUCAGAAACUAGUUGAUUUUUUUCUUCUUUGAUUAUGUAUUAUAAUGGAAUCUGUAUAGGAAAAAAACAUGUUUCUCCAACCAUUUUUAAUUCAUAUCUGUUUUGGGGGAGGUUUAUGGAGUGAGUUGAAGUAGUGACAUAUGUAAUAUAAUUAGUUAAGAGGUAUAUUGUUUACACUCAUGAUUUUCAUAUACAGAGCAUGUGAUCGGCUUAAUAUGGA
Molecule: messenger RNA, 1315 nt
Organism: Arachis stenosperma
Lineage: Eukaryota; Viridiplantae; Streptophyta; Magnoliopsida; Fabales; Fabaceae
Product: protein OVEREXPRESSOR OF CATIONIC PEROXIDASE 3
Exons: 4
Coding region: 86-1111 (341 amino acids)
Biological process (GO): regulation of transcription by RNA polymerase II
Cellular component (GO): nucleus
Molecular function (GO): DNA binding; DNA-binding transcription factor activity, RNA polymerase II-specific
Source: RefSeq, a predicted model, not a curated record